CUGGAAAACGCGGAUUGACUGAGAAUUUUCCGCGUUUGAAACGCGGAAUUUUACCCAACACCACCAAAGCUGUGGUAAAAAAAUAAUUGUUUGAAAGCGAGGGUUUGGUUUCAGACUUUCACAUAUCAUCGAGUUGAACCAAAUACGCAGUACGCGCGUGAAGGAUUAUUCUUGCGCUAGGCAGUGAUACCAAAUCAUGAAUAACUCUUCCUUCUUAUUGGAACAUGGAAACAGUUAUGCAAAAACCACUAAUGGAAAGUUGAAGAUCAACAAAAGGGAGAAACAUGAUGAGAUAGGCCAGGUUCUUGAAUCACUAAGACGAAUAAAGAGUUUGAGUCCAUGUGGAUCAAUGUUAGAGAUAGGUAAUGGAGUUGAGGAAGAACAUAUUAGUUGUGAUGGAAAAAGAAGAACAUCAAAAAUGAUGGGAAGAACGGCAUCAUGGUGGGCGACCUUUGGGAUUUCUCUGUGUUCAUCAUCAUUAAAAUACAGCAAACCAGUUCUCCAAGCACAACAACCUCAUCCACUUUGGCUUUCCAUCAUAGCAAUGUUGAGCUUUAUUUUGUUUGCAAGUGCUGUCACUGUUAUGGUUCUUGUUGGAGCAAGAUUCACUCAUAUGCAGAUGAUUGUUAUGCUCAUUGCAUUCUUCACCCUGGUGUUGGCUUAACAUGUUUUCAGAUUCGUGCACAAGUAGUAUCUUGCUUUUUAUAUAAUUUCAUUUUCAAAACAAUAUUGUAACAAAUGUUUGAGUGUGACAUAUUAUCAGCAA
Vigna unguiculata (cowpea) is the source of this 766-nucleotide messenger RNA. Lineage: Eukaryota; Viridiplantae; Streptophyta; Magnoliopsida; Fabales; Fabaceae. The record is from RefSeq and is a predicted model, not a curated record.